CGCAGAUUCUCAGCCUGGGGGGGAUCAGACACAAAGAGGCUGCGGAAGACCAGGCCGGAGCUGCCAGCUUUCCCGGUGUGGGGGGGUCCCGGUUAGGGGUGUCGAUCUCUAAUGUCCCCGUGGUGGAGGUGCAAGAAUAAGUGAGAAGGUCUAACGAACGCACGCGCUGAAGGCCCGGGAUUCCUGCACAGCGCGUGCACGUCUGACAGGGGGAGGAGCCUGGCGAGAACGCGCACCCAGCAUGGAACGUCUGUCGGAGGCCUGUGGACCCUCUUAUUACACCUAUCAGGUGAGCCAGCACAGUUUAGAUCUUCUACAGAACCUCAAUCAGCAGCGUAAGAGUGGAAGCCGUUUUUGUGAUGUGGUCCUUCGGGUGGGAGAGGAUAGUUUUCCUGCCCACCGUGCUGUGCUAGCAGCCUGCAGUCAAUACUUUGAGUCAGUAUUGGGAGACUCAGAGGGGCCAAACCCACGAGAGCUAGAGAUGCAUACCAUUAGCUCCAAAGUUUUUGGGGACAUUUUAGACUUUGCAUAUACAUCCCGAAUUGUGAUUCGACUGGAAAGCUUCCCUGAACUUAUGACAGCUGCCAAGUUCCUUCUUAUGCGUUCUGUCAUUGACAUUUGCCAGGAGGUAAUUAAGCAGUCCAAUGUGCAAAUCCUGGUGCCUCAAUCACGCCCAGAUCUUAUGCUAUUCCGUCCUGGAGCCUCAGAUCUUGGCUUCCCAUUGGAUAUGACUAAUGGAGCUGUGAUGGGUACAGGCAUUGCUGGGUCACUGGGAGAAGAAGAAGAGGACUCAGUUCGUCCAGGGCCAGCGGUGCCAAGUCAGGCCUCGCUGCUGGCACUUGGAGGAACCCCACAUAUGCUAUCUCCCCAAUAUCAAGUUGGAAUACAUGGUUUAGGGGGAAGACGAGGUCGGGGGAGACCAAGGAAGCCCAGUGUCUUGGACUCUGUGCUCUUUGGUGCAAUGGGUGGGUUACGAGAAACUGGGGUGCUUCCUUGUGGGCUGUGUGAUAAAGUCUUCACUGACCCUUUACGAUUACGGCAGCAUGAGGCACAGCAUGGGGUCACAAGUCUCCAGCUUGGAUAUGGGGAAUUACAGACCUCCCGUCUGGGGGAGAAUGGACUGGGGCAGGAGGAAUCAGAUACUCCCAGGAAAAGGAACCGAGCAAGGAAGCAGGUUGCUUGUGAUAUAUGUGGAAAGAUCUUUAGGGACGUGUACCAUCUAAACCGCCACAAGCUGUCUCAUUCUGGAGAGAAGCCAUACUCAUGUCCUGUAUGUGGCCUUCGAUUCAAACGCAAAGACAGAAUGUCCUACCAUGUGCGCUCCCAUGAUGGCUCAGUAGGAAAGCCCUACAUAUGUCAAAGCUGUGGAAAGGGAUUCUCCAGGCCAGAUCAUCUGAACGGACACAUUAAGCAAGUUCACACGUCAGAACGACCUCAUAAGUGUGAGAAAACUGUAAAAGGAUUUUCCGGUGAAGUGCCGAGUGAGCAGCAGAGAGGAAGAGGACAGACAUGCAACGCAUCCUUCGCCACACGCGACCGGCUACGCUCACACUUAGCAUGCCAUGAAGACAAGGUGCCAUGCCAGGUGUGUGGGAAAUACCUGAGGGCGGCUUAUAUGGCAGACCACCUGAAGAAGCAUAGCGAAGGCCCCAGCAACUUCUGUUCAAUCUGUAACCGAGGUUUCUCCUCCGCCUCCUACUUAAAGGUCCAUGUAAAAACACAUCAUGGCGCCCUCCUCAGUGCGGGCUCUCUCCGGCCGGAGUCCGUCCCCAACGGGGCAGCUCUCUUCCACUGUGUCCGGACCUGUGGUGUGAAAGAAGGGGAGAAAUGUCCUCAUGGGGAACAGGAGAGCUCAGAUUCCUUCGGUGACCUAUCUGAUGGCAGUGACCUCAAAUCCCCAGAAAAGCAAAGCAGUAAUGGAACCUUCACACCAUGUGAUUUGGUGACUCCCAAGAAGAUUGAGUCAGAGCCGGAGAAACGCUUCCCCUGCACAGAAUGUGGCAGCUUUUUCCGCUCUAAGGCGUAUCUUAAUAAGCACAUCCAGAAAGUCCAUUCUCGACCACUAGGUGCCCCACUUGGGGACUUGGGCCCAGCGCUGGGCCCCGCACUUGGUCCUGCCCUUGGCCCUACAUUAGGACCUGCUUUGGGACCUUCACUAGGUCCUGCUCUAGGAGCUUCACUUGCUCCAGCCCUGGGGUCUGCUUUAACCUCUCCUUUCUCCCCUCAACAAAAUAUGUCUCUAUUAGAGUCAUUUGGAUUCCAAAUUGUGCAGUCUGCUUUUGCAUCUUCCCUUGUAGAGCCAGAGGUAGAUCAGCAGCAGGGUAUAGAAAAUGAAAGCAAAUGAAUAGAGGAUUUGGGGGCAUGUGAAGUGAGGAAAAUAUGGGAUUGCCGAGAGUCAGCUGGACAUACAAAUUGAACUGUUAGGAAAAUAAACAUAGUCGUUAUAAUGAACAGUACUUUUUUAAACUAAAGAGAAUGUGUCCUUGGUUAAGUAGCUCUCUAAGGGCUGGCCUCCUCACAAAAGGUUUUAACUGGGAAAAGGAGAUGUUUCCUUGAAUUAACUCACAGCUUCUAUAGACCUUUCCUCCAGGCAUUACAAAGUGGACUCUGUACAUAGUGCACUCUGACUAAUCUUUAAAUUGGAAAUCAGGAUUUAAAAAUGAGGUGUAUCUACAAGACUGUAAUUAAACCAGUUUUGUAGCAUAACCCAAUGAUGGACACACUUGAAUUUCACACAACUAACAAUUUUGUGUUGAACCUCAAGGAUUUCCUUUUUAUUUUUACAAAUGCAGAAUGAAAAUCUCCGGACAGGACAGUGUGAUAUAAAUUACAUAUUGUCUACCUUAUACUAUGUCUUUAAAACAUAUAGGGUUAAUGUGUUUUAGUGAUGGGCACACAGUGGGCUAUUUCUGUGAAUGUUUUGUACUCUGCUUGAUUUUUUGGCUGGACAGAAAAGCCACCAAUUGUAUUAAAAAGAUGGAACUCUUA
Bombina bombina (fire-bellied toad) is the source of this 2988-nucleotide messenger RNA. RefSeq names its product POZ/BTB and AT hook containing zinc finger 1 (gene PATZ1). Gene Ontology annotation, biological process: regulation of immune system process; regulation of cytokine production; negative regulation of transcription by RNA polymerase II. The transcript has 7 exons. NCBI's taxonomy places the organism in Eukaryota, Metazoa, Chordata, Amphibia, Anura, Bombinatoridae. The record is from RefSeq and is a predicted model, not a curated record. Gene Ontology annotation, molecular function: protein binding. Bases 242 to 2344 code for a protein of 700 amino acids.